AUGCCAAUUGGUAUGAGCCCGUUCCGGUUGGUCUAUGGGAAGGCUUGCCAUCUUCCGAUGGAAAUAGAGCAUAAAGCAUAUUGGGCCGUAAAAGAGUGUAACACAGGAUUUAGGGUUGGAGUCGAAAGAAAGUUACAAUUGGUGGAGCUUGAGAAUAUUCGAUUGGAAGCCUAUGAGAAUUCAAGACUUUACAAGGAGAAGAUGAAAGUGGUGCAUGAUCGACACAUAAAAAGGAGAGAGUUUAGAGCCGGAGAACUAGUUCUCCUUUAUAACUCUAGGUUAAGGUUGAUGCCCGAAAAGCUAAGUUCAAGGUGGGAAGGCCCGUACAGAGCAGAGAAAGCCGAACCAUAUGGGGUCUACCACCUAAGGCAUCCUUCAAGCCCCAACAUCUUCAAGGUGAAUGGCCAUCGGCUAAAGCUAUACCAUGGAGAGAAAAUGAAAAGCAGCAAAGAGGUUGAGGUGUUCCUUCUCGAGGACGCAACCGAAGGCGAGGAGAUUUGA
Messenger RNA from Arachis duranensis, 501 nucleotides. RefSeq lists its product as uncharacterized. The coding region runs from base 1 to 501 and encodes 166 amino acids. NCBI's taxonomy places the organism in Eukaryota, Viridiplantae, Streptophyta, Magnoliopsida, Fabales, Fabaceae. The transcript has a single exon. The record is from RefSeq and is a predicted model, not a curated record.